UUAUUUUGAAAGACACGUCCAACUGGCGGGAACCUUGCGUGUCAACAGAUCAUGCAAAAUAUACGGACGCGGACAAGCGAGUCAUUUCAGAUGAGAAGUUCUACAAAACAGACAGAAGUGUGUGAUUUGAGUUACGUAUCCUGACACAGAAUGGUUCAAAUAGUCAUCUCGAGUAAUGCCGGUGAAUACCCUGCUGAGUGGCUGCUGGUGGAGCUGCAGGGAGAAAUGGUGUCCAGACAAAACACUGGACUAGCAGGAAAUCUGAUGGGGGACCUGCACUACACUAAAGAGGGUGUACCAAUCCUUAUAGUUGGACAUCACAUCCUUUAUGGCAAACAGGUCAAGUUGGAGAAGCCGUUUGCUGUUCUGAUGAAGCACUCCGGACUUCCUCAGGAUGCAGAGGAAAACAUGGAAACCAACCAAGAGAAACCAACAUCUUACACAGUCUCGGCUCUCAUCAAAAAGAAGCUCAUAUUUAAAACCAGACCCAAACCCAUCAUCACCAAUGUGCCAAAGAAGGUAUAACUAGUAACCAGAGACUAAUGUUCAUAGAGUUAGUGCAUUUACUGUGUACACAUAUUGUUGUCAGGAAUAUGUUUCUGACAAUAAUAAGGAAACAUGUGUUUAGGAGUGUAAUAAUAAAAGGCCUCUAGUGAAUUUCAACAACAAAAAAAGAAGAAAUGCUCACUUUUGAAUCCAAGUUUAUUGUAUCAAAACAUCAGUAACAAGGAAAAUGUCCAAACUUAAAGAAUCCAGUUUCUUUUAUACACCAGAAUGAACAUCAUUUGUAAAGUUCAUAUGAGAUUAAAAGACCUUGGUGGCCAUUUCCAGGUAUUGUAGGUUCGGUAUGAAACCCAAAGAAAAUGGUUUCAAUUCAUGACUUCAGUAUUUGAUUCUGUGAGUAAACGUAAGCUGCCAGUGGCAAACUGUAAUCGUGGUUAAAAACUCUUAACCUCUCCCAUGAUGCAUCAUGAACAAUUUAUAAUUCCCUAAUCUGUACAGCGUUAUGAAAAUAACUUAACAUGUGUUCCAAAAAAUAAAGUUUCCUAGAAAAAAUGUA
Messenger RNA from Danio aesculapii, 1060 nucleotides. RefSeq names its product CTF8, chromosome transmission fidelity factor 8 homolog (S. cerevisiae) (gene chtf8). Gene Ontology annotation, biological process: mitotic sister chromatid cohesion. The record is from RefSeq and is a predicted model, not a curated record. Bases 151 to 525 code for a protein of 124 amino acids. NCBI's taxonomy places the organism in Eukaryota, Metazoa, Chordata, Actinopteri, Cypriniformes, Danionidae. The transcript is spliced from 4 exons. Gene Ontology annotation, cellular component: Ctf18 RFC-like complex.